GAUGGCUCCGCCGUCGCCGACGUCGGCGCAGAAGCUCACCGCCAACGACGCCCUCGCCUACCUCAAGGCCGUCAAGGAGCAGUUCAAGGACGACCGCGCCAAGUACGACGAGUUCCUCGAGGUCAUGCGCGACUUCAAAUCCACAAGGAUCGACACCGCGGGCGUCAUCAUCCGCGUCAAGACCCUCUUCAACGGCUACCCGGAGCUCAUCCUCGGCUUCAACACCUUCCUGCCCAAGGGCUACGAGAUCAAGCUGCAGGACCUCGACACCGACAAGAAGCCUGUCGACUUCACCGAGGCCAUCGGCUUCGUCAACAAGAUCAAGGCCAGGUUCCAGCACGAGGAGGACGUCUACAAGGCCUUCCUCGGGGUACUCAACAUGUACCGCAUGCACAACAAGCCCAUCCAGGACGUAUACGAGGAGGUCGCGACGCUCUUCCGUGACCAUCCUGACUUGCUCGAGGAGUUCAAGCAUUUCUUGCCUGAUACAUCCACCGUGCCGCAAGUCUUGGCCGUUCCAAAGGGUGUUUCGGUUAAACAGGAUGGAGACAAGACCAAGAGGAGUGUACCGAGCAUUAAGAGGGAGAGGCCUCAUCCAUCAACUGCUGAAAAUGACACCACUGUUGAUCGCCCUGAUCUCAAGCAUGAGACCGGUAGAAAGCGUAUUGACAAGGAAAAGGGUCGUAAGACCGACCGGGAUAGAAGAGAUCAAGAGAAGGAUGGUGAAUAUGAUAGGAAAGAUUUGGAUGGAGAACAACCCAAGCGCAAAACUUUCCCAAAGAAGCUGGAGGCUGAGACACACCAAGGGGCAGCUAGCAACGCUGCUUUGUCAUACAAUGAUAACGAUGCACAGAAAGGUUUGUACACUCAAGAGUUCCAUUUCUGCGAGAAAGUGAAGGAGAAGCUACAGCCUGAAGCUUACCAGGAGUUUCUGAAAUGCCUUCACAUAUACAGCCAGGACAUAAUUACAAGAAGUGAAUUGAAAAUUUUGGUAAAUGACAUACUUCAGCGCUGUCCAGAUCUUAUGAAUGGAUUUAGCGAGUUCUUGGAACAUUGUGAAAAUAUAGAUGACUUUCUGGAUGGACUCAUCAAUAAAAGGCAAACAUCACGAACAGUGAAGACAUGGGAAAAGGAGAGAGAUAAAGGGCGUGCAGGGGAGGACAUGGAGAGAGAUAACGAAAAACCAAGCGAAAACGGACGAGAACGGCUUGAGAAAGUGUCUAAGGAUGGCACUACCCACAAAGCUACUGCAUUCUCUGGCAAAGAGAAGCACUUAUGCAAGCCAAUAUCGGAGCUUGACCUCUCAAAUUGUCAGCGGUGUACUCCUAGUUACCGACUUUUGCCUAAAAAUUACCCUAUGCCUUCUUCAAGUUCCAGAACUGACAUUGGAGUCUCUGUGCUCAAUGAUCUCUGGGUAUCGGUGACUUCAGGAAGUGAGGAUUAUUCAUUUAAACACAUGCGGAAGAAUCAGUAUGAAGAAAGCUUGUUUAGAUGUGAAGAUGACAGGUUUGAGAUGGACAUGCUGUUGGAAUCUGUUAAGGCGACGAUAAAGCGUGUUGAAGAGUUCAUAGAGAAGUUGCAAGACAAUUCAAUCGAACCAGACAGCCCUAUACAUAUCGAUGAACAUUUGACUACUUUGAAUUUGAGGUGCAUAGAACGGCUAUAUGGUGACCAUGGCGUUGAUGUGAUCGAUGUUCUUCGCAAGAAUGCUAGCGUGGCUUUGCCAGUUAUUUUAACUAGACUUAAGCAAAAGCAGGACGAAUGGUCAAGGUGCCGGUCAGAUUUUAAUAAAGUUUGGGCUGAAGUAUAUGCCAAGAAUCACCACAAGUCCCUGGACCAUCGCAGUUUCUAUUUCAAACAACAAGAUUCAAAGAAUCUGGUCACAAAAGCUCUAUUGUCUGAGAUCAAAGAAAUUAAUGAGAAGAAAAGGAAGGAGGAUAAUGUGCUACUUGCUAUUGCUGCUGGCAAUAGGCGGCCAAUAGUUACCAAUAUGUCAUUUGAGUAUGUAGACUCAGAAAUUCAUGAAGAUGUUUAUCAGAUCAUCAAGUACUCUUGUGGAGAAGUCUGCGGUUCGGCAGAUCAAGUGGACAAAGUGAUGAGAACCUGGACAACAUUCGUGGAACCUUUUUUGGGAGUUCAACCCCGUGCUCGUUGUGUGGAAGAUGCAGGUGUGGUAAAACAUAAGAGCCGAACCCCGACAGCUGGUCUUGCUAGUGUUGGGGGAAAUAAUAAUGCAACAGCAAAUGGUGCAGUUGCUGUUAAGCUAGCUGAUCGAGAUGAAAGCAUUCCAAAGGAACAAGCACAAUCUUCUUGUGCUAUAUUGGCGAAUGGAGUUGCAGAAGAUGCUCGAAAUGGUUUCCAUGACGCUGAUCAAACUGUUCGCAGAGGUGAGGGGCCAUCUGGACAAAACAUUUCUACCGAAAGAUCAGUGGAGAGUACUCACCUUUCUCAGAUCGAACAGAACGAUCUUACAACAAAUUUGGAGAUUACAUCAGGUACUAGUACUUCUAGAGGUAAUUUCUCUGGAGGUGAGGCUGUGACUGAAGCUAUGGGUGGCAAUGAGACAAUUCCCUCUAUAGGGAGAGGAGAAACUGGAUCUCGUAAGAAUUCAAAGGUUGAAAGAGAAGAGGGAGAAGUGUCUCCUUAUGGGGAUGUUGAAGAUGAGAAUUUUGGGCCUCCUGGAAAUGUAGCUGCAGAUGGAGCUUCGAGACCGAAGGAAGCUUCUGCUGGCCGACCUAAAGCAGCUGAGUUUGCUGGAGAGAAUGAUGCUGAUGUGGACGACGGAGGUGAGGAAAGUGCACAGAGAUGUACAGAAGAUAGUGAAAAUAUAUCUGAGGCUGGUGAGGAUGCCUCUGGUAGCGAAUCUAGUGAUGAUGAGGAGCGCUCUCGAGAAGAUCACGAGGACGCUGAUCAUGGUGAUCCUGAUGUGAAGGCUGAAAGUGAGGGCGAGGCAGACGGGAACACAGAGGCACAUGAUGCAGAUGGAGGAAUAUCACUGCCAUUUUCAGAACGCUUACAAAAUGCAGUUAAACCACUUGCCAAGCAUGUCCCCACAGUUUUACAUGAUCGCGGGGAGAAGUUUUCACGCAUAUUUUAUGGAGAUGAUUCAUUUUAUGUUCUUUUCAGGCUACACCAGAUCUUAUAUGAGAGAAUACUAUCAGCUAAGACAAACUCUUGUACAACUGAAAAGAAGUGGAGAACUUCCAAGAAUGCAAACUCCCCUCAUCAGUAUUCAAAGUUUAUGGCUGCACUCUAUAACUUGCUUGAUGGUUCUUCUGACAACACCAAGUUCGAGGAUGACUGUCGUUCUAUCAUCGGGACUCAGUCAUAUGUUCUUUUUACAUUAGAUAAGCUGAUUUACAAAGUUGUGAAGCAGCUUCAAGCAAUAGCAUCUGAUGAAAUGGAUAAUAAGCUCCUCCAGCUUUAUAUAUAUGAAAAUUCAAGGUCUCCUGGAAGGUUCUUUGAUCUUGUUUAUCAUGAAAAUGCUCGGGUUCUUCUCCACGACGAGAGCAAUUAUCGAUUUGAAAGGCACUCAAAUCCUACAAGAUUAUCUAUUCAGCUCAUGGAGUAUGGGCAUGAAAAGCCUGAAGCUACUGCAGUUUCAAUUGAUCCAAAAUUUUCUUCUUAUCUUUAUGAUAACUACUUAUCGAGUAUUUCACAUACGAAGUUAUCUGAUGAUGUCUUCCUCGAGAGGAAUAAGCGGAAGCACGGGAGCAGUGAUGACCCUCAAGCUUCCUUGGAGGUCAUGGAUGAUUUCCGUGUCACUAAUGGCCUCGAAAACAAGAUUUCCUGCAAAUCCUCAAAGGCUUCAUAUGUCCUUGACACAGAAGAUGUUUUGUUCCGCGUAAGGAGGAGACGAGUUUCGUCUAGUAGAACCACACCUGAGAAGGCAGGUAUUGUGAAGGAAGCUGAUGCCUUAAAAGCGCAACGGUUUCAUAAAUUCCUCUCCAGGCCCUAGGGCCAUGCAGCAGAUUCUGGUAUGUUCGGGUUCUUCUCCAUGAUGAGAGCAUACAUUGAUUUGAAAGGUGCUGAAAUCCUGCAAGAUUAACUAUUCAGUUCAUGGAGUAUGGGCAUGAAAUGUCUGUAAGUAACUGGAGUCUCAGUCGAUCCAAAUUUCACAUCUCAUCUUAUAAUGACUAGUCGUGUAUUUCAGAGACAAACGUAUCUGAUGAUGUCUUCCUCGAGAGGAAUAAGCCGAAGCAUGGGAGCAACGAAGGCCUUCAGGCUUCCGUGUAAGCCAUGGACGGUUUCAGGGUCACUAAUGCCCUCGAGCACAAGAUAUCCUGCAGAUCGAAAUGUGUAUGUAUGUGUAGGCCUCGAAUAGAGGAUAUAUAUCUUGGGCUGGAGGUGACAAAUACAAAAGCAUGUAGGUGGAUCUCAAGUGGCCCUGAUUGUAAUGUCUAGAUAUGUUUUCUCAGAGCGUCGUUUAAUGUUACUGGCUCCGUUAACUGAUCAUUGAUUUUGUCCAUAUAUAUUUGUUUUACUUUA
Molecule: messenger RNA, 4488 nt
Organism: Lolium rigidum
Lineage: Eukaryota; Viridiplantae; Streptophyta; Magnoliopsida; Poales; Poaceae
Product: paired amphipathic helix protein Sin3-like 4
Exons: 23
Coding region: 2-3958 (1318 amino acids)
Biological process (GO): negative regulation of transcription by RNA polymerase II
Cellular component (GO): chromatin; histone deacetylase complex
Molecular function (GO): transcription corepressor activity
Source: RefSeq, a predicted model, not a curated record